GAGUGGACACAGGGCCAGGUAAGCCUGGUGCCGGCCAGGGCCUGGGGCCCAGGGCCACCGGGAGCAGCAGCAGCAGCAGCAGCCCCCCCCCCCGGGGCGAGGAGCCACCUGAGGCCGAGGCCGAGGGCCUGGCACGGGGCAGAGGCAGGGGAAGCCAGCGGGCAGCCCGGAAGAUGCCCCUGCGACGGCGGCCCGGGCUGCUGGGUGGUCGCCGCCCACGCAAAAGAUGGCCUGGGACGCCGGGCGCCCGCCCCUGGGCGUGUUCGAGUGCCAGCUCUGUGCCCUGACGGCCCCCUACAGCUACGUGGGGCAGAGGCCCCCCGACACCCAGUCUGUGCUCCUCCUGGAGCAGAGCUAUGUCGCGAAGGACCCCUUCAGCCCCGACAGGGACAGGUUCCUGGUGCUCGGCUCCAGGUGCAGCGUGUGCGGCCGGCUGGUGUGCGUGGGCCCGCACGCACUGGUUGCCGUGCGGGACAAGCCGGGGGAGGCCGCGGGCCUGGGGGAUGCGGCUGCCGUGCGGGCGUCUCCAGCAGCAGGGUGCACCCUGUGA
Condylura cristata (star-nosed mole) is the source of this 550-nucleotide messenger RNA. It is a transcript of the gene CDPF1, whose product is annotated as cysteine-rich, DPF motif domain containing 1. Bases 227 to 550 code for a protein of 107 amino acids. Lineage: Eukaryota; Metazoa; Chordata; Mammalia; Eulipotyphla; Talpidae. The record is from RefSeq and is a predicted model, not a curated record. The transcript is spliced from 4 exons.